AUGAGUGAUACAAAAUUUCUUCUAUCAAUUGAUGGAGGUGGAAUUCGAGGUUUAAUUCCUGCCAAAUUUGUCGCUGAAAUCGAGAAAAGAGUUAAUGAUGAAUUAAAAAAAGACAAUCCUAAUAAUACUGACUUAAAAUGUGCCGAAAUAUUUGAUGUCAUUGCUGGAACUUCAACCGGUUCUAUACUUGCUUUGGCAUUUGCAAAACCAGAUCCUAAUAAUAAUAAUCGUCCACAAUUCGAUGGUCCUUUCAUGGUGGAUUUUUUCAAAAAACAUAAAGAUGAAGUCUUUCCCAGUUUUACUCCUUUCACUAUUGUUAGCGAAAUAUUACAUAUGGCUUCUGAAGUAUUAAACAAAUUUCGUCUAUCCAGUAUGGCUUCCAGUGUCGCUGAAGAAGUCACCAGCGUUGUUGAUCUUGUUAGAAAAGAAACUCUGAAAAUUGAGACUAAACUUACAAAUAAUGACCCUGCAACUAAUGAGACUAAUGACCCUGCAACUAAUGAGACUAAUGUGACUGCAACUACUGAGACUAAUGUGACUGCAACUAGUGAGACUAAUGUGACUGCAACUACCGAGACUGCAAAUAAUGACACUGCAAAAAAAGUUCAAAGAAAAAGUUUUAUUGAAAAGAUUGUCAGUUUUGUAAGUCCCACAAAGGAAAAAUCUGAUUCAAAUGAUGACAAUACCGUUGAUGCUUCCAAAAGUCUUUCUAUUGAUACUUCCAAUGUUGAUGUAACUAAAAGUAAGGCCGAAAAUGAUCAAUCUUUAACGGAACAAUUACAAUAUUUAGAUGACUAUGUAAAAUCUUUUGAUCUUUUGAAUCCAAGAUAUGAUCCAACGCGCUUUGAAGAGUUAUUAGAUGAACAUUUUCAAGAAAAUAAGCUCAAGGAUACUGCAAACAAUGUUGGUGUAUUCAUUACUGCUUUUAAUAUCUCCACCUGUGAACGCACUUUUUUUACAAAUCUUAUCACUAAGAAUGAUGAUGUUUUCAUGAAAGAUGUUGUACGCGCAAGUACUUCUGCUCCUACUUAUUUUCCUGCCAAAGAAAUAUCUUCUAAAUAUUUUGUAGAUGGUGGUGUUUUUAUGAAUAAUCCAACCGCUAGAGCAUAUCUUGAAGCAAGGAGAACGUAUCCAAAUUCGAAAUUUGUGGUUGUUUCCCUUGGUACCGGUAACUACCCAAUAUCUUUAGAGGAUCAUAAAGAUUCCGGUGUUAUUCAAUGGGUCUCUCCCUUAAUUAACCUUUUGAUGAAUAAUGAACUCGGAAAUCAUGAUGAUUCUAUGAAAAUUUUGGCUGACUUGGAUGAUGCAAAAUACUAUAGAAUUCAACCCAUAUUAAAGGAAGACAUAAAUUUAGCUGACACCGAUGAUGAAUCUAUUCAAAAACUUUUUACAUUAGGCGAUGAGGCCAUACAAGAUCCUAGUUUUAAGUUGGAUGAACUAGUUAAUUUACUUGUUGAUAACAUUAGAAAAAAGAACAAUACGCCUGCUGCAUGA
Molecule: messenger RNA, 1494 nt
Organism: Racocetra fulgida
Lineage: Eukaryota; Fungi; Glomeromycota; Glomeromycetes; Diversisporales; Gigasporaceae
Source: the annotation of a GenBank genome assembly